Messenger RNA from Spea bombifrons (plains spadefoot toad), 2936 nucleotides. It is a transcript of the gene BCL3, whose product is annotated as BCL3 transcription coactivator. The transcript is spliced from 8 exons. The coding region runs from base 905 to 2188 and encodes 427 amino acids. NCBI's taxonomy places the organism in Eukaryota, Metazoa, Chordata, Amphibia, Anura, Pelobatidae. Gene Ontology annotation, molecular function: protein binding. The record is from RefSeq and is a predicted model, not a curated record.
CUCUAUAUAUAUAGGGGAAAGGGUGAAUUGUGGUCAAGCGCCGGGCUGAUCUAUGGAGGGUGAUUAUGCAAGUGCAGGUUAAAGGGAGCGCUGAAUGAGUAACUGCCCCCUCCCCUGGUUUCCUGCCCCUGCUAGGGGAGGGACUGUUCAGGGAACGGAGUGAGAAAGCACCUGGGUGUGCGAUCUGACGGCGGGGAAGUCCCGUUCUGAAAGCUGCUUCCUACACGGGCUGUCAGUCUGAGAAAUUGUUAGCAAGAAAGAGGGGGACACCGGGGGAGGAACAAGAGCUAGAAACUAAAAGCAGAUACAAAAAAAAAAGGAGUCGGUAGGGGGUGUGGGAAUUAAGAAAAUGCAAGCGGCUCCUUAGACAAAAAGGGACAAGAAAAAAGAAAGCUGGGGGUAAAGAAAGUUAAAAAGUAUCGAAAAGGAGUGAAGGGUGGCACCAUUGGGCUUGAGUGAGAAGACCAAGUGGCCAAAGAACAGGUGGUGAGACCAAGGAUACUACACCAAGUGGUAAAAGUGGGACCCAAGGAAAGCGGUAGAGGGAACAUGGUUCUAAAGCAGAGACCAAGGGAUAAAGAGAUUUAGGCAAAUGGUAGAGGUGGGGAGACAGACCGAGACACCACGAAAAUGCAAGUGACCCAGAAACAGAGGCGAAAACAUAGACAGACUCAUAGAUGUUGGAGAGAGCAAGGGAGGAAGACCUAGGCAAGCAAAAGAGACAGUUCCACUUAGAGGAGGGUGUCGGACCUGAUAAAGGGAGGGGGGAAAGAAGUGGAGCUUUGAAAGGUAAGGAAGUCUAGAUUGGUGGGUGACGAGGAGAGACAGAAGAGCACCUGUUCCUGUUUGGUCUUGAGAGUUUCCAUUAAUUUCUGAAUGGAGUGAUAUUAGGCGACGUUGGCCAAUGGAUACAAGUCAUAGACCCUGCAUGGGGGGUAUGGAGACCUCCUCUCCCUUGGACCUAAGUAUCAGAAAGACUACAGACAUGUUUGGUAUGGCACCAAAGAGCCCUCAUACGACAUGGUCAUGCGGAGACAUGAAGCUCUUACAUUGCUUGAAGACGACCAGACAUGAGAAGACAACGCCAUCUGAAGAUGGGUCGGUGGAGGAACCUGAUGAGCGCAAGAAGCAGGCCUGCCUCCCUAUCAGAAAACGGAGGUACCCACCGUCCCCCGAGGAUGAUAGACCCCCAAUGGAGCACAUGGACCACUACCCAAACUGGAUGAGGAAAUGCUAUCCUUCACCUUACAUGCAAGUUCCAUUAUCUUCCCAUUACCAAGGUGGUGCUCCUGCUUAUUGGACCUCGCCGUCUCCAUUCCCAACUCCUGCCCCUGCGCUAGUGAAUGCACCGCUUCUAGGAUUCCUGCCACCGCAACACCCAAUGCUGCUACCUGCCGAUAUGCAGAUACAGGCUGACAUCAUUGCGGCAACUCAGCCCGACGAGGACGGAGACACAGCUCUUCACAUUGCUGUGGUUCAUGGAAACGUUCCAGCCGUCCAGAGGCUUCUCUCGCUUUUUCUUCAUGUGGGUAAAGACCUGGAUUGCCUCAACAACCUAAGGCAGACACCGCUCCACCUUGCGGUCAUCACGGAUCAGCCCGCCCUGGUCUCUCUGCUCCUGGCUCAUGGCUGCUCUCCUGAUAUCCCCGAUCGUAAUGGCCAGACGUGCAUUCUUCUAGCGUGUGAAAACAGGAGCAUAAACAGCCUGCAACUUCUACUCAAAGGGAGGACGUGGAACCCGGAGGCCACCAACUACCAAGGCGUGACGGCGCUACAUAUAGCGAUCAGCACCGGACGCAGGGAUAUCGCCCUCUGUUUGCUGGAGAACGGGGCCGACGUCGACGCCGUGGAAAUGAAGAGCGGCCGGACUCCAUUAAUCCAGGCAGUGGAGAGCGGCUGUGAGGAACUGGUAGCUCUUCUGUUACAACGUGGCGCCCAAGUCAACGCGCAGACCUACGCAGGUAACACGGCACUGCACGUGGCAAGUGGACGAGGCCUUGAAGAAAUCACGCGGAUACUGCUACGGAGCGGAGCAGACAGCGGAAUAAAAAACUGUCACAAUGACACCUCCAUUACUGUAGCAAAGGACAAGAGGAUUACGAACAUUCUUAGGGGCAAAGCUUCCUCUCCGCAAGCUCAAUAUGAAAUGUUCUGCGAAGAAAUAAGUGACAGCAGUGCAGAUCCUUGAGGACCAACACACAACUCAACCAGCCUCCUCCAUGCAGAUGGCGUCUCGAUAACUAUCCCUACCUCAAGAAUGGACAUUAAUCUGCCCUCUUCUACUUAAAUCUUACAGGAGAGUAUAGCCACGAAGAGCUUUAUGAUGUUCUACUGAAUUGUAGUAUGUGAUAAGACUAUUAAAAACACUCUGGGUUCAACAAAAAGGCAGCCCCCCCCCAAAAAAAAACACAUAUGGACCAGUAUGGCAUCAGGAUGAACCUCAAUUGCAUCACCAUGGGGCGUUCCAGGAGAUAAUGGUGUACUUACCACUGACACUAGGACCAGCACCUUCAGCCACCCCACCACCGCGUUCUCCAUUCUCAAGUGGAGAGCCGAGGAUGUGACGUGGAGCGUUUCCGACAUCUUCCACCUAAAAUGUUUUGUGAAUAAGGACAAUUCGCAGGCUAAGGUGGAUGAACUCUAAGAGGGGCACCAACCCAUGUGACGCCGAAUAAAAUUUUACCCAUUAUAUUCAACACAGACAUUCCAACUACAACGAUUAAGCCACCAAAUCCACGCCAGUUCUUCGCUUUUCCAGCACAAGGUGGAAGCUGAAGCUUCAUUAGGUGGCCACAGGCAGGGGGUUUUCUAUGGUUAAGGCCGGAGCAUGCUUUGGGGUGAAAUGCAUUAGAUAUGGUGGGAUAUCGCUCUUCCAUGUAUGUGUAUUCAUUCCGUAAGUUAUUUAAUAUUGUUUACAAUAAAUAUUUUUAUAUUAA